Messenger RNA from Tyto alba (common barn owl), 12412 nucleotides. It is a transcript of the gene FHIP1A, whose product is annotated as FHF complex subunit HOOK interacting protein 1A. The coding region runs from base 390 to 3410 and encodes 1006 amino acids. The record is from RefSeq and is a predicted model, not a curated record. NCBI's taxonomy places the organism in Eukaryota, Metazoa, Chordata, Aves, Strigiformes, Tytonidae. The transcript is spliced from 14 exons.
ACCUGGGCAGUCGCCUCCUUCUCUCCCUCCCUCCCUCCCGGAGCCGGUCGCUUCGGCAGAGAGGGAGCGGAGCUCGCCUUGCCCUUCCCCAGGGAAACUUUCCGUGCCAGGGCGACCUGGGCAACGUUGGUCGCAAACUUGUGGGAGAGGACCCAGGCUUCGCGCAGGGCUGUCAGCCGGGGAGCGGGCGAGUGCCAAGAGAGAAGAGGGAGUGAUAACAAACCGUCCGUUCAAAAAGAUUUCUUACACACCAAUAUGAUUUCUGCGGAUACCAAAGCUUAAAGCACAGUAUCAAUCUCAUCAUGAUGCUUGAACAUUUAUAGCUAACAACAGGAUUUUAAAAAGAAAUCCAGCAUGGCUUAGUUGGCUUGACCUUUGGAAAAUUUAUAAUGUCCUCUGGAACCAGGAUCAGCAGAAAUCGGCAGGCUCCGAGCCUGCAGGAUGUUGACCCAGAAACAUGCAUGAUAGUGUUUAGAACACACUGGGCACAGGUUCUGAAAAUCUUAGAGAAGCAUGAUCCUUUGAAAAACACUCAGGCAAAGUACGGGGCGAUUUCACCUGAUGAGGCCAGCACUGUUCAGAAUUAUGUGGAGCACAUGCUUUUCUUAUUAAUUGAGGAGCAAGCAAAGGAUGCCUCAAUGGGGCCUAUUCUGGAGUUCGUGGUCUCCGAAAACAUCAUGGAGAAGCUUUUUCUUUGGAGCCUACGGCGAGAGUUCACCGAUGAGACAAAAAUUGAGCAACUCAAAAUGUAUGAAAUGCUAGUUACCCAGUCUCAUCAGCCUUUGCUGCAUCACAAGCCCAUCUUGAAGCCUUUGAUGAUGUUGCUGAGUUCCUGCUCAGGAACAGCCACUUCAACAGUGGAAACAGAAUUGGUUAUUCUCUUGAACCAGCUUUGCUCUAUAAUAGCCAAAGAUCCAUCCAUUUUAGAACUGUUUUUUCACACCAGUGAAGACCAAGGAGCCGCCAAUUUCCUCAUAUUUUCCUUGCUGAUUCCCUUCAUCCAUCGAGAAGGAACCGUAGGCCAACAGGCCCGUGAUGCGCUGCUUUUCAUAAUGUCUCUGUCUGCAGAAAACAACCUUGUUGCAAACCACAUAGCAGAAAACACCUAUUUUUGCCCAGUGCUUGCAACAGGACUAAGUGGCCUCUAUUCAUCUUUGCCUACGAAGCUGGAAGAAAAAGGAGAAGAGUGGCACUGCCUGCUGAAAGAUGACUGGCUCUUGUCACCAGCUCUUGUACAAUUCAUGAAUUCCCUUGAAUUCUGCAAUGCUGUGAUACAGGUGGCACAUCCCUUGAUACGUAACCAGCUUGUGAAUUACAUUUACAAUGGAUUUUUGGUGCCAGUAAUGGCUCCUGCACUCCAUAAGGUGACUGUGGAAGAAGUGAUGACUACUACUGCAUACCUGGAUCUCUUUUUGCGUAGUGUUUCAGAGCCAGCCCUCCUCAAGAUUUUCCUCCGUUUCAUUUUGUUGCACCGACAUGAGAAUGUGCAUAUCCUAGAUACGCUUACCAGCCGAAUCAACACACCAUUCCGGCUCUGUGUGGUCUCCUUGGCAUUGUUCAGAACGCUCAUUGGCUUGCAUUGUGAAGAUGUGAUGUUACAGCUAGUUUUAAGGUAUCUGAUUCCAUGUAACCACAUGAUGUUGAGCCAGCGCUGGGCUGUGAAAGAGAGAGACUGUUACUCUGUAUCUGCUGCAAAACUACUGGCCCUGACACCAGUCUGCUGCUCCACUGGGAUCACACUGACACUUGAAAGCCAAGGAAAAGAUUUUAUUCUAUGGACAAAAGGAGCACAGACAAAAGAUUCUACUAGAUGCUCUUCUGAAUCUGCUUGCAUUGUGGAAUAUGGAAGAGCUGUGGACAUCAGCUACUUGCAGUACCUGGGAGAAGCUCAAGAAGCCAUCCUCCAGUGCCUGAAAGAUUGUAAGGUCUGGUCUGCCUUGUAUGAUGGAGUGAACCCUGAUCCAGACACCUUUAUCCAAACGCUUGCCGAGGAGAACAGUACAGAUGUGGAACACCCCAUGUUUCAGCUCCAGCAAAGGACACCUAGCAUGUGUAGCUCCUCUCAAGUAACUCCAUUUGGUGAGAAGAUGCAGUUGGAGCUAGAAUGGGAUGAUAGCUAUGACACAGGGAUUUCUCCUGGUUCUGAUGUGAGCUCACCACAACCAUAUGAUGAUAAGGGAAGCACAGAGAUGCAGCCACCUGCAGAGCCACCAAAACACAUUCAAGAAUUGAAAAGAAGUGCCAUCAUGCUUGUCAAAGGAUCUUACAUAGAGGAAUCAGACUUUCAGGAUGAUGUUAUAGUUUACAGGUUAUGUGCCCAGAAGGAUACUCAAGAUGAUAACAGCUCUAAGGAGAAAACUUCAAAUGCAGCCAGAGAACGUGAGAUUCAAAGCCAGACUGUAGUCAAUGGGCCUCUUGCAAAGUGCCAGCUGGAAAUGGACUUGGAUGAGCACAGUAAGAGAAAUUCAAGCUUGACUCAAGGUGUAAUGAAAGAGCAAAUAAACCAGAAAAUGAUUGAGAUUGAUCCACAGCCAGACUUGGAGUUGAAACUUUCUCCCCAGGAGGCAGAUCGUAACUUAAGUGUAAGACUGCUGAGCACAGAUGGUGAGGAUUUCAUUGCACAGUAUGACAAAAUUAUUAAGGAACUGGAUCCAAACAGUGCAAGCUUGGAGGAGCAGAAGUUGGAUACUCCUGACCCUGUCUCUCCUGUAGAAGAGGAGGAGGACUUUGAGAAUUUCUCAGCAGACACCCCUUCUACAGAGAGCAUGUCAUCCCCCUUUGGACCAAAGGAGAAUGGCUCUCCCAAGCAUGCUGCGAGGAGCCAGAGCGCUCCAUUUACAGGACCAUUCAUCAGCGUAGUGUUGUCGAAGCUGGAGAACAUGCUGGAGAAUUCCUUGCAUGUAAAUUUGAUGCUUAUUGGGGUUAUUACUCAGCUGGCAAGUUACCCGCAGCCUCUUCUUCGCUCCUUUCUCCUCAACACCAACAUGGUGUUUCAGCCUAGCGUGCGGUCACUUUAUCAGGUGCUGGCAUCUGUGAAAAACAAAAUUGAACAUUUUGCUUCCAUUGAAAAAGACUUCCCAGGUCUUCUCCUGGAGGCCCAGCAGUACUUGCUGUUUCGUGUGGACACGUCUGAUGCUGCAGAAGAAUUGCUAACCAAAGGUAACGUCCAGUACAGCAGCAACACAGGGAAAGGAAGGAACCUCUCUGAAGCUUACCCGGCUGUGCUCCAGCCUUUCCUGGGACAGAAAGGAAGGAGAGGCCUGGCUCAUCCCGGCCUUCCCGCGCACGUGAGGAAUGCCGUGCUCGCAGCUGCCCUUUUCCCGGAGUUCCUGAAGGAGCUGGCAGCUCUUGCCCAGGAACAUUCCAUUUUAUGUUACAAAAUACUGGGGGAUUUUGAGGAUUAUUAUUAGUGGGGUUUUAAAAUGUGUUUUAAGAAAGCUUUUGGAGUUUAACCAGGUUUUUAAUGCAAAGCUGCUUACAAGAGAAGGUUGUACUUCAAUAUUUCCUGAACAUACUUGAUUUGGAGGGGGGAGGAGGCGGCAAAAUGUUAUUCCACAUUACCUUGCAUUAGGCCUUAUAAUUUCCCUCUGUGCUACAUAACUUAUUUGAGAGAUUUCUGAUACUGCUCUUACUGCAGCUUCCUACUUCAUCUCCUCCUCUUUACACAGCCACCUUUCUGUAGCGUCACUGACGCCGGUUGAAUUUCUGCACUAGACACUUGUGGGGUGGCUCGGAGAGACAAACGUUUUAACUUUUUCUGCUCUGGUGAACUUGUUAGAAGACAGUUUGCUUAGAAAAACACUGCCCCGUGGGGACGGUUCAGAGUAUAAAAAUACACACAAAAUCUGCACAAACCCCCUUUUCUGUGGUGGGUUGUGCUUCCACCUUUCCCUUCCUUUUCCCUGAAAUGUGGUUCUUCCCAAUCCACAUCCGAAACCCUCUUUUUAACUAGCAGCUCAGGUUUUUUGAAUUCAAGUGAUCUUAUGUGUAUUAAGCCCACGACUAGCCGAAAGCAGGUGCUGGACCCUACACAUACCAUAUUGCCUUAUGUCGCAGACAGAUCCGCAGCGAUCAGCUGUUGGCCUUUGAAGUCAAAUGGGCUGUGUAAGUGGAUGGGGAUUGCAGACUGCCUGGAAUUUUCCUUGCGGUUUCUCAGCAUUCUUUGAUAACUACUGCAUUGCUACCUAAACUUGCAAGCAUGCCUUAUGUAGUAAGAUUUGCACAAAGUACAAAAGAAAGUGUUUCUAUGCAAGCUGUAAUUUGUAUGUAGUUCGUUUUUAUGCUUAUUUUAAAUAAGCUAAAGAAAGGUAUUUGAUAUCUUUCCGUAGUAUUAAAAGGACAGCAGGCUGUUUUUGUCGUUUGUUUGUUUGUUUUUAAUGAAAAAGGUUGGCUUGUUCCUGAAAGCUGUUCUGUUUUAUUGUUAAUAUUUUUGGUUAAGGGAAAGUUAAAUACUGUUCGUUUACUUUUAAUUUAGGUGUUGACUUUUCCUAAUAUUGCACUUUGGGAAGGGUGAGGGAAGGACCAGACUAUCCACCAGCUGUAGCAAAGGAAGGAGUAACAGGGAAAGCUGUCUGCUGGUGACUAACUGCUUGAGAAAAUUCUCUUCUGUGAGUAAUGGGCUUCAUUAGAAGAACCCAAACAUGAUGAAUUGGUGCAUCACCACUGCAUUUUGUCUUAUCUUAGUAGCAUAAUUGUGCUUCCCGUGUGCUGUACGUGGCUACAUAAAGAGGGGCUUACUUCAGGAAAGCAUUAAACCCCUUUGUCCAGGAAAGAAACUAACAGUGACUCCAGGAAAUCUGAAGAAACAGAAGUCAGAAGGAACGCUUGCAUACAUUAGUUCUCCCCCUCAUUGUAAUUCGGCAACGUGGGAUGCUCCAGUUAAUCGCAUCCUGAUUUUGAAAUACACUUCCUUGGAGGUUGCAAGGGAAAAGAACACUUUAAAAACAGAAAACAGAGACGCUCCAGAAGAGUCUGAUUAAUUACAUGGCAAGUUCCCGUGGAAUUUGCAGUGCAAAUUUCAGCUCCUAAAUCCUUUGGAUGCUUCUGGAAAAGUUGUACCUUUAAUCUACAAGCUGUGAGACUCAUUCGUUGUGUCAGACUGCUGUAGGCUAUUCCAAGGGAAAAAAAAAAUCCCAGGUGUACUGCUAACAGAAUCACCUGAAGAACUUCUCUGGGCCCGUCUUCACUUGUUUGCUGUGGAGUCUUCACUUCCACGAUGGCUGGGGGUCGUGUUGCUUCCUAGCUGACUCGGGUUUGCUUUCACUUCUAACUUGUUUAUUCUUUUAGGCACCAUUGCUUUGCCAUCCUGUAAAUCACCUAUUGACCUCCACAUGCUCCUGCUUCCUUGCAGCUGAAGCCAAGGCUGUGGGUUUUCUCUUAAAUCUCAGUUGUCCAGGUUUGAGAGCUCUUUUUCUAUUUUUCCACUGCACUGUUGUUGUAAAUGGGUGAUGAGCGAAUUAAGGUGAUUUUUUUUUUUUUUUUUUUAAAAAAAAACAACUCUUCCUAGAACAUGGUGGGUCCUUUCCCCACUCCCCUGUUCCCACUCCCACUAUUACCGGUAGUGCUGUCUUUCAUGCUGUGCUCACAGGCCUGGCCUGAAGGGGUUCAGCAGCGUGUGCGUGGAAAGUGUUUUAUCACUGUGGAUGCAGGGUCAUCCUCCUGCUUGCUCUGCUUCUCAUCUCUUCAGGUGGGAACUUUGUGGGAGCAAAAGAAGUACCACCAAGUGAGUGUGAUGAGCUAACGUUUAGGGGUUCAGAAACAAGUGCUAAAAAGCAGAAGUAAGCUGAUCCUUUUUCUGAAGGGCUUCUUUUAAAAAGGAAUGACAAAUAAUACUUAUUUUCUUUUAAAUAAAGAAUUCUGCAGACCAGUGCUCAAGGCAGUAAAGUUACUUUGCAAACACUCCCUUCCCAUGUUUUUAUUCUAAAAUAAGAAUCCUUGUUUGCUGGAUAGAGAAGGGAUUUCUUUUGAGAUUGUUAACGUGAACUGGUGCUUUCAACAAAUGCACAAAGUCACGGCAAUUUCAUCUCAGCAGGCCUGUUAAGCUACACGGGGGAUUUUCAAAUGUGGACUGCUCAAAAAAAGCAUCUGUAAAUUUGGGGAAGGGGAGGAUUUUUCUCAUAAGCUGUAGUAGAGCUUAUGCUCUACAUCCAGUUGGAUAAAUUCAACCUUUGAAAUCUGGAGUCGGGUGGAAAACUUCUUGCUGAAAGGUCAGAACUGGGUGCGUGCUCAGUGUCCCCUUGUAAACGGGAAAUCUGUCAGUCAGUGCCCCGAAAGGAAGAGGUGGACGAGUGCAGGGACCCUGGCUCAGGACUCUCAAACUGGCGAUCGCACCUGUACCUUUACUGCUUGGUUCCUGAGUGGGAUCAGACUUGCAGUUAUAUCUUAACUGUGAUGGUAGCAUAACGCCCAGCGCCCUGCCCAGGGGAAAAAAAAAAAAAAAAAAUAUAUAUAUAUAUAUUGGCAGGAAUUGCAUCUUCCUGUCUGCAAAAUGCAGAACCUGUGAUGUAGCUUGAAAAUGUCACUCUUUUGAGAUCAGUCACCUCUGCGUGCGUAAGUUCUUCAGCCAAAUGUGUCUUAAAUUAAGCUUCUUCCCUCCAGUCAGCUGACGUGUUAGCCCGUCUCUCGCCAGUGAUGCAUCUUUUUCCGAAACACGCCAGCCAGCUGUGGUCCAAGCUGUGAUGCAGCUGGUAGCCCCCAGAGGCCACGACUUUAUGCCGCCCUUUCCAAGAGUAAGGAAGUGCUCUGUGGUCUGGGUUCUCCCCACGCUCACGUGUGGGUGUGACUAGAGCUGUCCCCUCUUUGGCGCGUUGUCUCAGCAUCAGUCACGACUGAAGUGUCCUGGGCUUGGCAGAUCUAUCCUGAAACCUGCAGGUGGUGGCUGAGUGAUACCAAAGUUAAUUUCCAGUCUCCUGCUAGAUGUUUCAAACUGUGACUGCCACAUUGCCAGUGACAUAGCCGUUGAGUGUGUUUUUAAGCUGUUCUGCUGUAGCAAGGAAUCUUUCUGGCAAUUUCAACCUGCUAUUUUUUCCUUGCAACUUACCUAUAAGGUGAAUACUUGGUCUUAGAACAAUUGUAGUUCUUUUUUUACCACUGACCAUUUUUGGAUGCCCUGUGGGUUAGUCUCAGCACACACACACACGCACAUGGUUUGUAUUAAUUGGGCUCACACACUCGGCAACUUUCAGGCAAAACAGCAUCACCCUUUGCACACGCUGGUCUUUCACCACGGACAGUCAGUCGCAAUGCACGUGCUGUGCUGUUGGCCCUACUCGCUGCCUUUUUUAUUACUGUAUUCUAGGCAUUUUUCUUGAGUUUGACCUUUUCUGUGCGUGCUCUAAAGAAAAACACGGAAUUUCAAAAGAGAUCAAGUUGUUGGUGUUGCAGUUUCGGAUGGGAAAGACGCGCUGCCGCCUUUGUCCUGGUAACUCCUGACCUUGGUUCGGACGAACAGGGAUGAGAGCUGCCCUUCUCAGCUGUAUUCCGCAGAGGUGAGAAAAUUCCCAGUAGCGGGCCCGGGCCGUCCCUGCCACCAGCACACCCAGCUAGAUCCUUCAGAAGGUCCAGUUCAUACAUCGCUUAUUUCCCCUCCCACCGGGGUUUGUCACUUUGUCAAAAGCCGGAUGAAUUCGGUGGUGUCGUGCUGCCGUACCCGCUGGGCACAUCGGCCUUUCAGGUGGGAUUUGAGCUUUUGGGGAGAAUCGGUCCCUUUCCCGGGAUGGGACAACCCACGGUGUGACCGGGGCAGCCCUCGGCCACGGGCAGGGCCCGAGCGUGGGGCUGGGGACAGGCCUGGAGAGACAGGCAGCCCGCGCAGCGUUCUUGCCACCAGCGCCGCUCUAAUUGCUCUUUGGCCCGGGGCACAGUGCCUAAGCGGUCUGUUCGCUCCUUCAGAGAAAAACAUUUGCACACAAACUUAUUGCAUCCCGCAGAGUCCAAGGGUUUGAGUUCAAGAGGUUAAGUUCUAUUUACCAAGAGCAGUAUUCCACCUAGCACAGCGCGUACGCGUUCUCUACCCGCCUGUGCACUCCGCUCCUGCCUCACAGAAGGUUUCGUGCUUCAGGAGGGUUUUUUAGCUCCUCUAAAAAGCUCUGAAAUCUCGGGAAGAAAAGGAUGAGUGCGGUGUGAUUUGGCGCAGUUAAAUUAUGUCGUCGUAUCAUCUGAAUUUGUAGCCACAGCUCCCGUUUGAGGGCAGCUUGAUUUAAUAAGCAAUUUACUGUGCUGUAUUUACCGAAAUUGCUGUGUCACGCCUGCAGUUUUUACGGCGGCUGCUAUUACAUUUGUAACAUUUAAACUGCAUCUGCGGUUACGAGUGCAAUACUGGGAUUUUCCUCUUUCUUUUCUUUUAACUCCGGCUAGAUUUGGCACAGUAAUGUUGUUGCUGUGUGCAGAUCUGACUUCGGUAAGUACAGAACGUUCUUCCUUGCACCUUUUGAGCAUUAUCAGCAGAAAGGGAGGCUACGUGACACUCUGGCUCCUUAGGUUAAUGAGCAAACCAGAGGUAAGACACCGCAGAUUAGCAGGGGGCACUUGCCUGUGCGUGAAAUGCAGAAAGAAUUUACGCUUGCGUCGUUCUGAUUUACGGGGGACCAGAAAGAAAAAGUUCAUAGCAAACUUGAAAAAUUAGUGCGUGUCCUCUGGUAACUGUCUGAGUGGAUAGCACUGCUACGUAAUGUUUUGGGCCAGAAGUGUGCGAAGGAGGGGAAAAAUUGCUCCUUGUUAACGUGGUGUCUGACUUGCAUAAAUAGGUAUUCAGCUAUUCCGAGCGCAGCCAGCCACAGAAUGCAACACUAUUUUAGUGACUUGGUUGGCGGUGAAAGCCUAGCUCUGACUAAAUGUACUUUAUUUUUUAGGGGGCCCCCAGCUUUCCUAAACAUGUUGUGGCCCAGCAUCAACGUACUCCAUUUGUUGUUCUAUGCCUAGUUGGAAGCCUUUGAGUUAUGGACAGGAGCAUUACUUGGAUUCUCAAAUGUAUAGGUACUUAAAGUGGUGUUUUGUUGCUGACUCUGCAGAUCUUCUUUUUGUUCAUUGAUUAUAAUGGUCCCUGUGUGGCAGCUGGAUUAAAUUAAGACUGAAGUCUCUGGGCUAAAAGCCCUGAUGGAACUUUUGUGCAAAGGCUGCAUUUCUCAACCGAAUAACUUUCUCUGGAGCUUCACCAGGCUGCCCGCCUACAAGCACGUAUUAGGGACUAGAUGCCUGCAAACUUACUUUUCUGAUGAAGCCGAUACCGCAGCAGCUGUGUUUUAUUGCCAUCUUUAAAAACAACUAGCUUGGAUUUAAACCAAAAAAUAACACGUAUGAGUCAAAUCCAAGGCAGCUAAACUCUGUCCAGCCCAGUGCUGCUGUGUCAGUUUGCCCAGAGCUCGGACGAAAUGCCGUCUCGUCCGCGAAGGAGGUGCCCACGGCUGUGGGCCUCCCUAUCCCUUGUGGCAGCUUGAGCCAAGGACCUGUGUCUCUCGAGGUGCUUCUCGGUGUCCAAAUGCAGCUUGGGUGCUGGAAGCUCUGACUAGUGUCUGUCGUAAAAUUCCAGAGUCAUAACAUCGGGUUUUGAGCUUCAGUGUAAAAAAAAUCUAGCAGCCUCUAAAACCAGUCUGAAAAUGUGGCGCCUCAAGCUCUAGAAGCGAGAAGGUAAAAUACAACUUCCUGAUGGUUAUGCCUGCUUGGUGGGUGUAAAUGCUUUAGAUGAUUAAAGCUGUGGCUGUUGCGACCGGGUGUCAGGAGAACUUUUGCUUUGGGCUUACACAAAAUGCCUGUGCACGGAGGAAGCGUUCCCUUCGGUCAAACUGCUGGCCUUCAAGCGCCCGUGUGAGGAUUAGCUCAUGGUGGUACAACCUCUGCAGCUCUAGUACUGAACCCGGCUCCAGGCCUUUCUCCGCAGGCUGCGAUGACAAAGCACUGGAUGUGGUGUGAAAUAAUUGGCUGCCUCUGUGCGUGUUGGGGUAACGUGGGGUCUGGCACAGCUGUCACCAGUCUUCUUUUUUUUUUUGGGGGGGUGGGGGUGGGUAGAAGAGCCGGUAGGUGAGCUGGAGUCAUUUGCAAGUUGGACCUCACACACAGCUAAAGGGGAGGGAAAGCGAAGGCGGGGGGCCUUCUCCACCUGUAGGUACAACUGGGCAGCAAACGCUGCAGCCUGGGAAAUGCCUGUGCACCCUGUGGCAGAUCUUAAGGGUCUGGGGCUAGGGGAGGAGGAGGAGUCGGCCAGUGCUCGUUAGCACCAUGCCCAGCUGUGUUGCUCACUAAACUCGACCUUCUUUUGCGUAUUUGUUGCCUCAUAGCAGCAGCACGGGAGCAUUUCUGUAGGCUUGCUUUAUUGCAUUUAAAAUUCAGGCUGUACAGCCUGACGUGGGGUGAGUGGUGGGAGCAGCAUUCCUGGUGGGUUUGCGUUCCUGCUCCGGUUGUUCCUGAUUACUGACCUCGGCCCAGGGGCUCUCCUAGAUGGAGUUUAAAUUUGCCAUCGCAAUGGGCAGAAAAAGGUGCAGCAAAUUACAGGGCAUGACAACCUAGGAGUUUCUAUUUUAUUGCCUACUUCACACUGUUUAGCAAUAGAAUUCUCUCUCGAUAGAUACAUACACAUAUAUGUUACCUGAAAGUUUGCAGCUUCGGAGGGGACAGGGACAACUUGCAUUCAACAGCCAACUCGGUGCAGGUCAGUAAAUCUUGACCUCCUGUCUGCUAUAACUUGGUUUUCUAUGGCCAUUAUGUGAAGCAGAAGCCAAUGAACUUUGGAGUAUUUGUAAACAGCACUUGCAAGGAAGAUGCAGGCAGAAAGGGCAGAAAGACCAGCAGCAUGCUAUUCCAUCUUCUCCCUCACCGGGUUUGAGAAGAGAGUUGAGUGAAAACUCAAUGUGUUUUUCUUUACGUGAAAAAAACCAAACACUCUCCAGUUUGAGCGUACACACAAAGCCAUAAAUCACUGAGAAGGUGCUGCCGAGGUCAGUGGUUGUGAAAGUGUGUAGGUAGAGGGGGGCUCAGAACAGAAACGAGAACGUGACACUACACUGACACCACGCCGCAGAAGUGGAGUGGAAAGGGGCCGCAGUGAAAUUGCAGUGUGAAUACUCUAGCUGUCAAUUUUUUAGUUAAGGUUCCUAUCAUAUGCUUCUAUUUUUAACACAGUUAAAAUUAAACUCUGCAGCCAAGGCUGAGCGCGAGAGAUUCUUUCUUCGUUACUUCAGCAUUGCCAGCAUCUUUUUAGACAACUUUCUUCUCUUCUGCAGCCUCAGACACGGGACACUUCAGCUCUACAGGACAGUCAGUAUCAUCUCUCCACCCUCAGGAGGGCCCUCCUAAAGGACUUCAGCGACAAGUAGAUGAGAUUGUCGUGACAGGGUCUGGUGUCAGCUUUUAAUUUGUGAGCAUUUUCCUUGGCCCUCCGUUCGUGGAUGGUUACUGCUGAAAAUCUGCAUGAAACUGUCCUUAAUUCACCCCGCCUAAUGCUGUUGCACAGAUGGCAUCUGCAAGCAGUAGAGCAGGGAGCACGGCUGUAGCUAAAUAAGACUCGCAAGCUGGGGUCAAAGCCUCAGUCUUAAUUCUGGAGUUCCUAGCCUCAAUGCAACCACACUUAAAAACAGCCUCCUGGGCUGCAGCAUGCUCCGACGUGGAUCACUACAGAGCCAGGCUCUGCCUUCUACCUCGCAGCCCCACCCGUCCCAUGGGGGUUUUUUGCCUUUACAAUAGCAGAUACUAAAUUCCUUGAGGCUGCUGCUUCUGUCUUUUAAUACGCUCCGUCGACUGCUGCUAUGCAAAUAUAGACCAAAGCUUUUCUGCGUGGUAGGGAGUCCACUUGUGGCGUAUUUAGAAUUUGCCUUUAGCUCCACUUAGGACAGAGAAAGGUGGUGGCUGUACUCAGGCUGCUGUAUCAGGGCAAAAAAGAUCUGGUGUUUUGGUUGUGUUGGUUCCAUCUAAAUGCUGGAAGGUGACUGGUGAGCUCCCUAACGCGGCUGCCGGAGCGGGGUUAGCUGGCCCUGCUGAGCCUUCUCGGCGCUGCCAGUGCCGGCCUAGCACGGGCCCUGCCACUGCCAGCUGCUGCUGCUGCUGCUGCUGUGAAGCUGGUAGCAGGUAUGUUAAAAUGUUAAAUUUUAACAUUUAACCUGUUAAAUGUUAAACAUCCACAAAUGUUAAAAACAUUUAUCGUCUUGUUCUCAUUUGAGUCAAACCACUUUUCUCUGUCAGAAAGAAAUUUACAUUUUGUGUGUGUCUGCAAAAGAUUUCUUUGAAAAUUUUAGAAGUGACUCUUUUGUACUAUAUUACAAAAUUAUAGACUAUAGCUGCUCUUUCCCCUCCCUACAAGGGGAAUAAUAUUACAAUUAUCCCAUUUUAGUCUUCCUUGUUACCCGUUAUGUCUGGCAGGUGAAGGUAAAAAUAAAUUGAGAUUUAUAGUAUAUCACAGAACGGUUUGGGUUGGAAGGGGCCUUAA